AUUUACCAAAUCAAAAAAAUCUUAAAAAAACAAAACCAAAGAAGAAGUCAAGUAGGGCUCAUUCCUUCUCUCUCUCUCUCUCUCUCUCUCUGGUGUGUGGCUGUGCCCAGGUUCGAUCUCCAGCUACCGUUCCCAGAUGUCUCGAAGGUAUGACAGCCGUACAACAAUCUUCUCUCCAGAAGGUCGUCUUUACCAGGUCGAAUACGCGAUGGAAGCGAUCGGAAACGCCGGGACUGCAAUUGGGAUACUAUCAAAAGACGGGGUUGUCCUAGUUGGGGAAAAGAAAGUCACUUCCAAACUCCUACAAACCUCAACAUCCACUGAGAAAAUGUACAAGAUCGAUGACCAUGUUGCAUGUGCCGUGGCUGGAAUCAUGUCUGAUGCCAACAUUCUUAUCAACACAGCUCGAGUCCAAGCACAACGCUACACGUAUGCUUACCAGGAGCCAAUGCCAGUUGAACAGCUAGUUCAGUCUCUAUGCGAUACCAAACAAGGGUACACGCAAUUUGGUGGGCUUCGACCAUUUGGUGUGUCAUUUUUGUUUGCAGGUUGGGAUAAAAACUACGGGUUCCAACUUUACAUGAGCGACCCUAGUGGAAACUAUGGUGGUUGGAAGGCUGCGGCAGUUGGGGCAAACAAUCAGGCCGCGCAGUCAAUGCUUAAGCAGGAUUACAAGGAUGAUAUUUCAAGAGAAGAGGCAGUACAGCUUGCGCUGAAGGUGCUUAGCAAGACUAUGGACAGCACGAGUCUUACAUCUGAUAAGCUUGAACUUGCUGAGGUGUUCUUGUCUUCUGGGAAGGUGAAGUACCAGGUGAGCUCGCCUGAGUCGCUGAGUAAGUUGCUGGUGAGCUUUGGGCUGACCCAACCCACUGCUGAGACCACUUGAAUUACUGUUAUGGUAUUCGGAUGUAAGUUUCUGUUCUAUUUUAACUUUUUUGCCUAUGAUUUCACUAAAACAGAUGACGGAUAUUUUCUGCGCUACAAUCGGUCUUUUUUUUUUUUUUUUCAGCAGUAAACUUUCUUGUUCAUGUUUCCAAGCUCUGUUUUAUGAACUUCUUGGAAUCUGAUUAAUAGCAUCAAAAUUUGACACACUA
Messenger RNA from Camellia sinensis, 1094 nucleotides. Its product is annotated as proteasome subunit alpha type-4. NCBI's taxonomy places the organism in Eukaryota, Viridiplantae, Streptophyta, Magnoliopsida, Ericales, Theaceae. Gene Ontology annotation, biological process: ubiquitin-dependent protein catabolic process. The record is from RefSeq and is a predicted model, not a curated record. Gene Ontology annotation, cellular component: proteasome core complex, alpha-subunit complex; proteasome core complex.